This is a messenger RNA of Trematomus bernacchii (emerald rockcod), 752 nucleotides long. It is a transcript of the gene hes2.1, whose product is annotated as hes family bHLH transcription factor 2, tandem duplicate 1. Gene Ontology annotation, biological process: anterior/posterior pattern specification; regulation of neurogenesis; regulation of transcription by RNA polymerase II. Gene Ontology annotation, molecular function: protein dimerization activity; DNA-binding transcription factor activity, RNA polymerase II-specific; RNA polymerase II cis-regulatory region sequence-specific DNA binding. The coding region runs from base 46 to 654 and encodes 202 amino acids. Gene Ontology annotation, cellular component: nucleus. NCBI's taxonomy places the organism in Eukaryota, Metazoa, Chordata, Actinopteri, Perciformes, Nototheniidae. The record is from RefSeq and is a predicted model, not a curated record. The transcript has 3 exons.
CAACUAUCUCCCCUCAAUAAGCAAAGCAACAAGCAACAAAAAAAAAUGAGUCCCAGCAUCACUACCGAGGCCGACCAGCCCCUCCCUGCCAGGUCCACCGUGGCCCAGAGAAAACAAGCCAACGAACUGAGAAAGACUCUCAAGCCCUUGUUGGAAAAGAAAAGGCGUGCUCGUAUCAACGACAGUCUGAGUCAUUUGAAAAGUCUCAUCCUUCCUCUGGUUGGCAAAGACAACGCUCGCUACUCCAAGUUGGAGAAAGCUGAUAUUUUGGAAAUGACCGUCCGCUUCCUCAGAGACCUUCCUUCCACUCCUGUCAAAGAUUCCGCAGACAGUUACAGAGAAGGUUUCAAAGCCUGCCUCCAGCGCGUCUCCACUAUGCUUCCCAAAACAAGCCUGGAUCAAGACGCGUGUCAGCGGGUGAACGAAUUCGUUCAGCAGUCCUCCUCCGCCACAGUCACCCCAACCUGCCUGAACUGCUGCGCUCAGAGCUCCAGGACUCUCCCUCAGAUGCAACAGAAACUCCUGAGCCUCAAAUCCAGCUUCAGCUCCAGACUGGAGAGCCAGUCCCGCGGCAGCAGCAGCAGCGCAGUGGCUCCCAGCCGCGCACUGCCCGGCCCACAGGCAGUCAGCGCUGCCAUGUGGAGACCUUGGUAGAAUAGGCGGACACUCAUUACUUGUUAUUUAUUUUGUGAUGUUAUUUAUGCUAUUUGUAUUCCAAUAUAAUAAGUCUUAGCAAAUAAGAAUUGUUGAAG